Molecule: messenger RNA, 4894 nt
Organism: Agrilus planipennis (emerald ash borer)
Lineage: Eukaryota; Metazoa; Arthropoda; Insecta; Coleoptera; Buprestidae
Product: putative mediator of RNA polymerase II transcription subunit 26
Exons: 11
Coding region: 33-4631 (1532 amino acids)
Biological process (GO): alpha-tubulin acetylation
Cellular component (GO): microtubule
Molecular function (GO): tubulin N-acetyltransferase activity
Source: RefSeq, a predicted model, not a curated record
CGGUGAACAAAGUGUCUGAAGUGAUAAAUGCAAUGGGAGAAGCAUCAGCCUCCGCACAAGGGUUGAGUAAACCCAUAACAACGGCGGAAAGGCUGAGAAAUUCUGACCAAACCGUAUAUCUCCUUGUAGAUGACAAAGCCCACGAUGGAAGAGGAGCAGUCACUGGCAUGUUGAAAACUGGCAAAAAAGGCCUGUACGUUUUCGAUCGUAAUGGUCAACAUUAUCAAGUGAGUCCACCAUGCGUGCUGGACUUUUACGUACAUGAAUCAAAACAGAGACAGGGUUUAGGAAAGAAAUUGUUUGAGCACAUGCUAGAGAAAGAAAAGGUCGAGCCUGUAAAGAUGGCAAUAGACAGGCCCAGUGACAAGCUUCUGGGAUUCCUCAACAAGCAUUACGGCUUGCAGAGUCCGGUUAAGCAGAUGAACAAUUUUGUCGUUUUCGACGAAUUCUUUCCGAAUCGACAGGCAAAGGAAGACGGCGAUAGUAACAGGGCAAUUUCAUCUCGAACUAGAGGGGCUAAUGGCUUGCAGAGUUCUCCUGCUUCGUCUUCCCCAUAUGGGCGCUAUGGGGCACCUAGACCUCCUUGCAGUAUGGGGCAGAUAAUACAUAAUCAAACUUCAGUCUUAUCAAGAGCUAGUGAACCAACUGGUGUAGGUCUAUUCCAACCGAAUUCGCUCAAUGUAGGCUACCAAAGUCCAGUACCUGUACACACAACUGUAAGUGCACCUGCAGCUUACUAUACUCAAGCUCCAUAUGGUCAAAGCCACCCUAUUGCUCCAGAACAAUCAAAUCAUCAAAGCGCAAGACAAGAAUUAGUUGAAGCAAUAGACAGGAAUUUUUGCGAAUAUCCCCCACGACAAAAAACCGGGCAAGUGCAGGGUUAUCCAAAUCCAGAUCCAAAUACCCUAACCACACAGCAAAGUUCGCCCAAUACAAAUCAACUAAAUCCAACUCAAAUAGACAAUAGUAAUCAACAUCAUGAACAUUACAACAAUCAACCAAAUUCUGAAACUACAAACAUUCAACAAGCCACGCAUCACCAACAAGACCCUCAACAGGUUAUGCAAGAUUCUAAUGACAUUCAACAACAAAGCGAUCAACCAAAUCAAAUGCAUCAAUUGUCAAACAAUAACUACGCACAGCCAGGACAACAAACUCAAGUUGUUUGUGAUUCUAAUUACCAACAAGCUACUCUUAAUCAGCAAAUAAUGCGUCCAGAAUAUCAACAAUUAAAUACUCAAAAUGUCCAGCAAACAGGACAACAGCAGGUCGUUAUGAAUCAAACAAUACCACAACAUCAAUACGAUCAGCAACUUAUUGAUCAACAAAUGAACCAACAAUAUGUACAUCCCGGUCAGAAUGCUCAAUAUUCUCCAACCAUAUCUCAAACCAAUCAAGGGGGCUUUUCUCCUCAACAAGACACUACUCAAACUGCUUCUCCUAAACCAGUUUACACAAACCAAGUUGAAGACUAUAACCAACAUUAUCAGCAACAAGUAGCACAAUUGGCAAAUGAUAGUAUUCCACAUGGUUAUGAACAACAAGGUCAAAAUGCAAGCUACACUCAAAAUCAGAUUCAUCAACCGAUGGUGAAUUACGACCCGAAUCAACUAACUCACGUUCCAGAAACGACAGAUGCGAUGCCAGUUUAUAAUAUGUCCCAGAAUCCUUACUAUCGUCAACCUAGUCAACAUGUGACAAACUCCACUCCGUAUAUUCAAAAUCAAGUUGCCGAAACUAACAAUCAACUGAAUAAUUCAAUCGUACGGGAAGUUACAGAAACAUCCAAUCAACAAAAUCUCUCCAAAUAUGUUCCUAGAAACGCCUUUGGACUACAAGAGCCCGAUCCAAGGCUCCAAAAUUAUUUGGACAAUCAAUAUUCAAAUAGAGAAAAGAAGAAUAUGAAAAUGUCAGGGUUGCAAGAUGUUGAAUCCAUGGACCAGAUUUAUCAACAGCAGGAGAUAACGCCACAACGUAAUGCAUUCACAAUGCAUCACCCCCAAAGAAUUAAUACAUCUCACAGCGUAGCACAUGUUAAAAGACAAAGGGGUGGUGGUGGAGAGCAUUACGAGCAGCAGAAUGUAGUCAUGCGAUCUGCUAGUGGAAAUAUUCACAAUCAAGCAGGCAAUGUUACACAGGAUAUUGGCCAACAACAACAGUAUGUGCAGCACCUACAACAACAACAAAAACAGUUGCAGGAGCCAACCCGCCCAACUUUGAAGAAGCAAGAUUUCCAAAGCACCCAUCAGCAACCACUGGAACAAACCCAACGAUUACAAACUCAUCAGCAGCAGAUCAUAUUACCAGAAACUCAACAAGUUCAGCAAGAAAAUCAACAUCGAUUACAACAUGCACAGUCAUUGCAGAGCCAGCAGCGGAUUGUUCAACAAGAGCAACAGAAUCCUCAUUUGCUACAGCAGCAGCAACUACAACAGGGUCAAGAAGUGUCGCAGACGUCACCAUUGCAUCAACAACACAUUAAUCAAUGGCAACAACAAGAAUUACAACGAGCUCAGCAUUUGCAACAACAACUCCAAUUGCAGCAGGUUCAGGAAUUGCAACAAAAGCAACAGUUACAGCACACUCAGCAAACACAACAAGCUCAAGAGUUGCAACAGCAACAACAGCUCCAACAGGCUAUGGAAUUGCAGCACCAGCAACAUUUGCAGCAAGUUCAGCAGCUACAACCUGAAGAAUUACGACAAAGACAACAAUUACAUCAAACUCAGCAAAUGCAUCAUCAACAGGGUUUGGAAUUGCAGCAACAGCGGCUUCAAGAAAUGCAACAUCAGCAACGUUUACAGCAAAAUCAACAAAUACAACAACAACAAGAAAAGCAGCAGCAACAACAAAUGCAGCAGCAGCAACAACAAUUGCAGCAGCAACAACAAUUGCAGCGGCAACAACAAACGCAGCAGCAACAACAAAUGCAACUGCAACAACAAAUGCAACAGCAACAACAAAUACAGCAGCAGGAACAAAUGAAGCAGCAACAACAAAUGCAGCAGCAACAACAAAUCCAGCAGCAGCAGCAACAAACACAGCAGCAACAACAAACACAGCAGCAACAACAAAUACAGCAGCAACAACAAACACAACCGCAACAACAAAUGGAGCAGCAACAACUACUACAGCAUCAACAACAAAUACAGCAGCAGCAACAACAACAACAAGUACAGCAGCAACAACCACUACAGCAACAACAGCAAAUGCAGCAGCAAAACCAAAUGCAACACACUCAACAGUUAUUAUCGUCAACACAACAGAUGCAGCAGCCUGAACAUCUUGAACAACAAGUUCAACAGCAAAUGCCAGUACGGCCACAACAACAGUUGGUUCAGGUACCAGAGCAUCAGCAGCAAUUGGGACGACAACAAGGGCAAAUCCUACAGCCUCCAGUGCAUCAACAAACACUACAAGAAAGUCAAAAACAACAGCAACAGGAAAUUCAAUAUCAACAAACUCAACAAGGAAACCAACAACAACAACAACAGGAGCCCCAACAAACUCAGAAAUAUUUACCACAACAUGAAGUACAAAAUCAACAAGCACAAUAUGAGCAACAGUUGCAACAGCAAAAGGCCCAACAGCAUAUUGUAUAUCAACAACAGUUACAGCAGCAGCAACUGGAACAGCAGAAGAUUCAACAACUUCAUCAACAACAAUUGGAACAACAGCAAUUACACCAACAACAAUUAUUACAACAGCAACAGCUUUAUCAGCCUCAAUCGCUGCGACCACAGCAGUCUCAACCACAACCUCAACAUAAUGUAACUCAUCUACAGCAAUCUCACCCACAUCACGUAUCACAACAACACCAGGUAGUAUCGCAAAAUUACAUUCCUCAGCAACAAAUAUCCGUACCAUCACAUCAGUCUGUUUCUGUGCCAAACACAAAUCUAAAUCCUACAGGUUAUACAAAUUACGCUACUACAACAUUACAUCAGACACAAUCAAAUACUCAACCCAUUGUAAGAAAACAGCAAGAAAACGCUCAUCAAAAAGUUACCCUUUACGGUCUGCCUGAGUCAGCUCGUUACACUCAAUCGACGCCAACAUUCUCUCAGAAACCACCGAAUGGAUCCAUUCCAAUUAACCAAUCACCAGCAACCAACAGGGUGCUCCCACAAAAGCAAGAAAGCCUUCGAAACGGGCUCGAUUUAGAUUUAAUCACUAAAAGGACUUUUGUAAGAAAUCCAAAGCCAAAUACUGGAAACAAAACUCAGUUACCACCUCAAAAUCAACAGAGCCCUAAUCAGCAAUCCAACACGGUUCAAGCUUUUCAAUCUAAUCCUGUCGUACAGCAAAGAUACGAACCGCAGACUCCAAUUGUUUCACAACCUCCCCAAAUGCAACCAACUCCCCAAGUUCAAAAUGCACCUCAGAGAAAAGCGACUCAAAAUGUUCAGGUUGAGAAAUUAGGAAAGAAUGAAUUUAUAGCCGUAAAUGAUAAAUCCAUCUUCCGAAGGGAUAGUCCAAAGAGGUAUAUUAAGCCUACUACUAUGACCAAAGGAAUGUCGGAUUUUUUGACAAGAGCUAAAUUUGAAAACAUGAUACAAAGAUCAGCAGCUGCAGGGGAUAUGCAGGCUCCUCUAAGGAAAGCGUCCCUAGCUCCACGACGUGUUAAAUAAUAUUCUGUUGUCCCAAAUAGCCUCCCAAUAAUUUGCAGUCGCACAUUAGUUUAAUUACCAAAUUCCAGUGAUGUUCAGCCCGAGGCCGAAGACAGUCAAGAAGAGGAUAAGCCCAAAUUGGAACGUCCUUCAUCCCUGUCUCUUACUACAAGCGAAGAACAGAACGAACUCGAUGGAAACGACGGUGCUGAAAAUGGCGAGGUACAGAAUGCGGAAAAAGACCAAUCCAAUGAAAGAGAGGAAAAAGCUAUCGAAAACGGUAU